AUGUUUGAAUCAUUAGUUGCUAACCUCUUAAAUCGAUUCCUUGGAUCUUAUAUUGAAAAUUUCGAUCCUAAACAAUUAAACAUUGGGAUUUGGAGUGGAGAUGUUAAACUUAAGAAUUUAAGAUUGAAGAAAGAAUCUUUAGAUAAAUUUAAAUUACCUAUUGAUGUUAAAUUUGGUCAUCUUGGUGAAUUAACGUUACAAAUCCCUUGGUCUAAUCUUAAAGGGAAACCUGUUAGAAUCAUAAUUGAAGAUGUAUACUUAUUAGCUUCUCCUAUUAUAUUACAAGAUUAUGAUGAAGAAGAAGAUAAAAAGAGAGAAUUGAAUUUAAAAUUUGAUAAAUUAGAUAAUUUAGAAACUAUCGAUCAAGCAACCAAACAAAAUCAAUCCAUUGCCAAUGAUACCGCUGCUAAUGAAACUUUUACAGAAUCUUUAAUAACGAAAAUUAUCGAUAAUUUACAAAUCACCAUUAAAAAUAUUCAUAUUCGUUAUGAAGAUGAUUCAAUCUUAACUGAAGUACCAUAUUCGAUUGGUUUAACUCUUAAUGAAUUAUCAGCUGUAUCAACUGAUGAAUCCUGGGUACCUAGUUUUAUAUCCAUAACUCAAGCCUUAACCAGAAAACUUUUAACAUUACAAAAUUUAAGUUGUUAUAUGAAUACAGAUUCAACCACCAUAUAUACUGAAGAUUAUGAUGAUUUAUUAAAUAAAUUCAAAUUAUCCCUUGAUGAUAAUGCAAGUCAAGCCUUACAUUUACAAUACUUAUUAAAACCAGUAUCUGGAAAUGGGAAGAUAACGAUUCAUAAAGCAGGUACUACUGAAAAUUUCCCUCAUAUUAAAGCUGAAUUAUUCUUUAAAGAAUUUGGAUUGGAAUUGGAUUCUCAACAAUAUCGUGAUUUAUUAUGGACGGCAUCUAAAUUCCAUUGGUUUAUAAAGACUUAUAAAUUUAGAAAAUUAAGACCAAAAAUAAGUAUACAAGAAAAUCCUCGUCAAUGGUUUAAAUUCGCUGCUGAAUCCGUAUUAAAUGAGAUUCAUGAUCGGAAUUAUAAAUGGACUUGGGAAUCAUUCGCUAAAAGAAGAGAUCAAAGAAAAGCUUAUAUCAAAUUAUAUAAAUUGAAACUUCUUAAUACCAUCAAAGAUGAUCAAAAAACUGAAUUGCAUGACUUGGAAGUGGAAUUACCUUUCGAAGAUAUUAAAUUUUAUAGAUCAUUAACGAAACAAGAAAUAAGAAAGGAAAAGAGUUUCUUACCUACCAUACUCGCCAGUAGUACCAGUCAACAACCAGCUGCAACCGAUGCUACUUAUGUGGGAUGGGUUUCAAAUUGGUGGAGUGGAUCAUCAGCAACUGCAACGCAACCUGAUCCUAAGGCCUUAGCUGAAGAUGCAUCUGAGAAAGAUCCUGAACAAUUGGAUUUAUCAUUAUCGGAGGAACAAAAGAAGGCAUUGUAUGAUGCCAUUGGAUAUGAUGAAAAUCAAGAAGUUGCCGAUGCCAUAGAUGUACCUCGUGAUAGAGUUAAAUUAGAAAUUUUAGCAUCAUUAGAAAAAGGUGGUAUAACCAUUAAAAACUCCAAGGAAUCAGGUAAUUUAGCUGAAGUUAUAUUCGAAGGUUGUACAGCUCAAGUCUAUCAACGUCCUGAUUCUUUUCUUUCUUGUUUCCAAUUACAAGAAUUCAGAGUUGAAGAUGGUACCGGUACUACUUUAUAUAAACACAUUGUUAGUGUUAAACAAUUGCAUUCCCACUUACAUGAAAAUACGACCACUCAUGGUGAACAUGAUGAGAAAGAUGAUCCAUUCUUUCAAAUCUCAUUUGAAAAUAAUCCAUUGGAUGGUUCAGCUGAUUCAAUCUUAUUAGGUAAAUUAAAGUCAAUGACGAUUUUCUAUAAUGCUAUAUUUAUUGAAGAGAUUGCUCGUUUUUUCACACCACCAAAGGCUCAUCUUGAUACUGUUGGUGCCAUUAUGAAUGCCGCAGAGGCAACUAUGGAAGGAUUAACUAGUAGAACUAGAAUUGGUUUACAAUAUGCCUUGGAAGAACAUAAAACUGUAAAUGUUAAAUUGGAUUUACAAGCUCCCUUAAUUAUCUUACCUUUAGAACCAUCUAAUUUUAAAUCCCCAGUGGCAAUUUUAGAUGCGGGUCAUAUAAGUGUGGUAAGUGAUUUAGUUGAUAAAUCCAAGAUUGAAGAAAUCAAAGCUAAAGAAACUUAUACUGAUGAAGAUUGGGAACAAUUAAAUACUUUGAUGUAUGAUAAAUUUAGUCUUCAUUUACAAGAUGCUCAAUUCUUGGUUGGGUCGAAUAUAAAGAAUACCAUGGAGCAAUUACAUAAUGAAGAAUCAGAGAGAGCAGCCUUAAUGUUAGAUAAAUUGAAUAUUAAGUUGUUAUUAGGAAUUUCAAUCUUACCUGAUGCAUAUAAUUUAGCUAAGAUUAAAAUUGGUGGGGAAGUACCCCAAAUUAAUCUUGCUAUUAACGAUUUCCAAUAUAAAACGAUAAUGAAAAUUAUCGAAAUUGCUAUUCCUAAUUUUGAACCUGCUGAUUCUGAGGUAUCCAGUUUAUUUAAUGCAUUUGGAGAAGCCGCUGUGAAUGAUCAAAUUGAAGAACUUGAUAACAAUUCAAGCUCUGAUGAUACUAUUGUCAACGCAUCUGAUCUGAGUCUUAAAAAAGUAGAGGAAGUAAAAGAUACAAAACAAUUAGAAUUAAUUAAGAAUCAACAUAUGUUUGAAUUUGAUUUCAAUGUUGGUAUAGUUCACAUUUCCUUGUCAAGAUGUAUCGAUGCUCAUACAUUACGUGCUGAAGCAUUAAUUGAUCUUGUGGGGGAGAAUUUAAAUUUGAACUUUUAUCGUACUGUUAACGAUAUGCAUCUUGAUUUAACCUUGGCUGAUAUUAAUUUAAUUGAUCAUAUUGAAAAAUCUGGAAUUCCAGAAUUUGAGAAAUUAAUAUCGUCUAAUGAUCUUGGUGAUUCAUCGCCAGAUACAACAGAUAAGGAAUUGUUCAAACUUGAUUAUCUGAGAAAUCUUAGAAUAGUUGAAUUUAACGGUAAAGAAAUUGAAGUAUUCGAUCAAGAUAUAAAGAUGGAUAUUGCUACUGUGAAAUUGGUAAUAACGAGAAAGUCAUUAUUAAGUAUUUUAAAUUUCGUGUUGAAUACUUUUACAGAUCCAAAUGCGUUAGCAACCCCAGCUGAUGAGUUAAAGCACAAUGAUUCUACAGAUGAUGAAGUUGCUCCUCAGAAGAUUAACGUUGAUAUAAAUUUGGAUCGUAUUAUUAUGGUAUUAAAUGAAGAUGGUAUAAAGCUUGCUACAAUUCAGUUAAGUACCGCUAACAUCAACGUAUUUCUUGUUCCUGAAUCAAUGGAAGUCACUGGUAAAUUAGGUGCUCUUACUUUACGCGAUGAACUGAAUCAUGGAACAGGUGAUGAAUCUUUAAGAAAUCUAAUCAGUAUGGAUGGUGAUAAUUUAGCUGAAUUUACUUAUAAAACAUUUGACCGUGAAACAAACAUUAAUGUAUAUAAUUCACUAGUUGAAUUCAAAACUGGUGCCCUUUCCAUUACAUUUGUUGAACAUUCAUUUAAUAGAGUUUUAUCAUUUUUAAGUCAAUUCCUUAAAAUGAAAGCGAUUUAUGAUAGAGCCAGAGAUGCGGCUAUUAACCAAGCAAAUCAAAUUGAUGAUGCCAAUAAAAUAAAGUUUGAUCUUCUUAUCAAUGCACCAACGAUUAUUUUCCCAACCUUGAUUGAAACUCCAGAAUAUAAAUUUAACAAGAUUAUUUCAAACUUGGGUGAAAUUUAUAUCUCUAACCAAUUUAAACAGGAUGGGACAUUAAUUAAAAACCUUGUAUCUGCUGGUAUUCAAAAAGUCUGUCUUUCUUCGGAGUUUUACUUUGAAGAUGAUAUUUGUCAAGUUGCAGAAAUAGUUAAUAACUUGGACAUUUCAUUCAAAAUUGAUUAUUCUGAAGAGUAUGUACCAGGUGUGCCAACAUUCAAAAUUUUAGGUAAAAUGCCAGAGAUAGAAUUGAAUGUCACAGAACUUCAGCUUAGUUACUUGUUAAAGAUAUCCAGCUCAAUUACCAAUGCUUUUAGUAUUGUUGAUGAACCCGACGGUUUAGAAGAAAUUGAAGAAGAUGCCGAGAAUGCAAAUGCAGUAGUUAAACAUGAUACCAUACUUCUUCGAGGAAGACAAGCAUCUCUUAGUUUGACAAAGAAUCCAGAAACUAUAGAAAUACCGGAUGAGCAUAAACAAGUCCAAUUAUUAUUUCAAGCUCCAAGCUUUUCAUUAAAUAUAUAUAACAAGACAGCCAAGCUUGAAAACAUAGCUGUUGGUCGUCUUGGUGCUUUCAGUUUAAAGAAAAUUAGAUUCUACUUUGAUUUGAUGCAGAACACACAUUUCUCAUCAGAUCUUAAAGUGGAAUCCUUUACUAUAAGAGAUAUCAGAAAUGGUACGAAGAGUAAAUUCCCAGAAUUGGUUCCAAUGAUUGAUAACGGGGAAGAUCAAUUCUACCUAGGUGCUUCAUCUUAUGGACCUCCAGAUAAGAAGAAUAUAACAGUUAUGUUAACAAUAGAUAGUCCAAAGACAAUUUUGGUGCUUGAUUACCUUUUUGAGUUACUGGCUUUCUUCAGUGAUGCUUUCCAAACAGAGGAACCAGUUGUUAAUGGAGUAGAUAAAAAUUUAGAAGUUGAUAACAAAUCUCAUGAAAUAAGAAAUGACUUAGAUGCAAAAAUUGCACCCGAAGUUCAUCAGCCAAAUAUCGGGUACUCGAUAAAUGUUAAAAAUCCUUCCGUAAUUUUAUUGGCCGACGGUACAAAUGAAGCUACUGAGGCAAUUGUGUUUAAAGUGGAGCAGAUAUUAAUAACAAGUCAAAAUGUCUUAUCCUUAGCAGCAAACAAGAUCGGACUGUAUUUAACUGUCAUGAAUGAUUUUGAUAAUGCAAAAUAUAGAAUCAUUGAUGAUUUUUCAAUUUCAUUUGCUCAUGAUUCUCGAGGUUCUACUGCGACAGCAUUUUUGACAAGUAUUCAAGCUUCAAUAGAUCCCAUGUUGGUCAGAGUUUCAUUAAGAGAUAUUAGAUUGGCUCUUGCCAUUUUCAAUAAAGCUACCGAACUUUAUAGUUCUGCGCAAUCAGACUCAGUUGAAGACGGGGAGGAAAGCAAUGGAUUGACAUUAUCUGAUGAAUUCCAAAAGAAAUUAUCUCAAUACGUACCAAGUAUAACAUCAAUAGUUUCAGCUGAGGUAACCCAAAAGGAUUUGGAAUCCAAUAAACCAGUAGCUGUAGUGAAAGGGGAAGAGUUAAAUGUCAGCAUCGGUGGAAUGAGAUUUGUCUUAAUCGGGGAUGUCCACGAAUUGCCAGUCUUAGACAUGAAUAUUAAGCCUUUUGAAGUAAGAGCCAUUAAUUGGUCUACAGACUUAAGUGCUGAAGCUUACAUAGAGCAAUUUGUUAAUAUCUAUAACUACUCAUGUUCUGCUUGGGAACCACUCAUUGAGCCGUGGCCGAUUGCUAUUUAUGCUACAAAGAAAUUACUUCCUAAGGAAAGUUUGCUGAUAGAAAUAGUUUCCAGAGAGAUUGCAGAGGUUACAGUGACUUCUCGAUCAGUUGCAUUAUUAUCUCAGAUUAUGAGUUUAAUUUCUUCUGAAGAGACUCUUAAACCAAGAGGUCAAGAUAAUCCAUACAUUAUUAUUAAUGAAACCGGUUACGAUAUAGAGGUUUGGCCAGAUCAUGAUGAAGAAAGCAGAAAGGCAAAGAGCAUAAUCAAAUCUUAUGAAAAGUUACCGUGGGCUUUUGAGGAUUGGAGAAUAGUUAGAGAAAAUUUAGAUACAAAUAAUAAUAUUGGAGUUUUAGGAUUCAGAUUAUUAGGAUCGAAGUAUAAAGAUGUGAGAAAUAUUUCAGCAACUGAAGAAGGAGAAUAUUUAAUAAUUUUAUAUCCUCCAGUUAAUGGUGUUCAUAACAGAAUAUCAUGUGAAAUAGUCUUAGGAAACGACAAUGUGAAGUCUAUAUUUAUUAGAUCAACCGUCAAAAUUGAGAAUGAUUCUGAUGUUGCAAUUGCCGUCAGAAUGAUCGACCAAGCAUCUGGUGCUGAAAGAGAGCUUACAAUUGAAUCUAAAAAGUCACAGUCUAUUCCAAUCGAAUGUGUGUAUGCUAGUGCCUUAAAAGUUCGUCCAGCGAUUGUUACAUCGUAUGAAUGGUCCGACGGCUCGCUCUUUUGGAAGGACUUAUUACUGCAGGGUGUAUCUCUAAGAUGUGCCGCGAUGAGUGCACAUGAUAGAUCAUCUUAUUAUUUUCAAGCAGAAGCAGUAUACGAUAAUGAUGAACCUCUUGCAAAGAUAUAUCCUCAUAUGCACUUGAUUAUUUCAGCUCCGAUCGAAAUUGAAAAUUUAUUGCCAUUUGAUUUCAACUACCGAUUAUAUGAUAAAAAGUAUAAAAAGGAUUGGAGUGGACAUAUCAAGAAGGGUGUAAAGCGUUAUGUUCAUGUUGCUAGUUUGGACAGCUUAUUAUUACUUAGUGUUGAACCAGUCGAGUGUGGAUUUGGAAAAUCUGAAUUUGCGAUUAUUAAUGCUGAGAAAGAUGGUGUUUUUGGCAGAGAAGAUACAAUAGGUUUGAAGAGAAAUGAUGGACAAGAAUUAAAACUUAAAAUUUAUUAUCCUAGAAAAGGAUCAGGGAGUUCUAGUUUAAAGGUGGUAGUAUAUUCACCUUAUGUUAUUCUCAACCGUACUGGACAAAACGUCAUACUUAAUGUUUAUGGUAAUUUAACCCAUUCCAAUGGAAGAUCAGCCAGACUACCAAUAAUCCCAACAAUGUUUUCUUUUGACAAAAAUGAUAACCGAAGAAAUAGAGUCCAAAUAAAAGCAGGAGAUUCUACGUGGACUCAGCCAAUAAGUUUUGACGCUAUUGGUCAAUCAUCUGAAGCUAGAGCACAGAUAGUGGAUAGACAAUUGGAAAUGAAUAUCGGUAUUUCUAUAGCUGAAGGAGAAGGGAAAUAUAACUUAUCUAAGAUUGUUACACUUUCACCUAGGUAUGUUCUUAGAAAUAUGUUAGAUGAACCACUUCAGGUUGUUGAAAGUGGAUCCACAACUCAGCUUCAGAUAGAGCCUAAUGAAUUGGUUCCACUUUAUGCAUUGAGAAGAUUGGAUCAUAAAAAUAUAUUAUUGAAAUUUGCUCAUGGAUCCAAGACAUGGUCUUCCGCUUUUUGCAUAAACGAUGUUGGACAAUUAUUCGUGAAGGUUUUUAAAGAAGGUAUUGGUCAAAUUCUUCUUAAAGUAUAUAUCUUUAUGGAGAAUGCUACCAUAUUCAUUCAAAUUGAGAAUGGAAACAAUAGCUGGCCAUUUUCAAUACGUAACUCAAGUGAUGCAGACUUUUAUAUAUACCAAAGUGAUCCAAAUGUGAAUGAAAAGGGUGAAACAGUGAAAAGCGAUACCCCAUACAAACCAAUUUAUUAUAAAAUUCCUAGCAGAAGUGUUAUGCCAUAUGCCUACGAUUAUCCCAAUGCGAUCAUAAAAGAAUUAAUUUUGAGAGCUCACGGAAGAGAAAGAGUAGUUAACUUAGCCGAGAUUGGUAAUUUGAAGCCGUUCAGACUACCACCUGUUGAUAAUGCUGAACAAUGUAUAGUCGAUUUAAAUGUUGUUGCUGAUGGUCCUACUCAGUCACUUAUAAUCUCAAACUAUGAUGCCUCGGUUAGUAUCUAUAAAUUACCAGGUGAAAAGUCAGGUUCGAGUAUGAAUGUGUCUCAAAACUUUGAGACAAUAGAAAAAGAUGACAAUUACUUCAGAAAGAUAGUAACGAAAUUUGAAGGAAUAGGUAUUUCUUUAAUUAAUACAAGAUCGCAAGAGUUAUGCUACAUUACCUUAAGAGGCUUGGAAAUUCGAUAUAACGAAUCAGACUUGUAUCAAAAUCUUUCCUUAAAAUUGAAGUGGAUUCAAGUAGAUAAUCAAUUGUACGGCGGAAUAUUUCCAAUAGUUGUGUACCCAAGUGUUAUACCAAAAUCCGGAAAAGAAUUAACUAAUCAUCCUUCUUUGUCUGCUUCUAUAUGUAAGGUUAAGGAUGACUCACAUGGUGUAUUGUUUAUAAAAUAUGCAACAGUGCUUUUGCAAGAGAUGUCUAUUGAAAUAGAUGAAGAUUUCUUAUUUGCCUUAUUGGAGUUUGCCAAGUUCCCAGGAGCCAGUUGGAAUAAGUUGAAGGUUGAUAAAUUAUGUGAUGACGAUUUGAAAAUUCCAGAACCCAAGAGCUUCUCAAGUGGUGAAGAUAUUUAUUUUGAAGCCUUGCAUUUACAACCAACCGUUACAAAUAUUUCAUUUGUUCGUACUGAAAGAGUCAAUGCUGAAGAUAGAGGAUCCUCGGAAAAUACAUUGAUGUUCUUUUUUAAUGUCUUAACUAUGGCCAUCGGAAAUAUAAAUGAAGCACCAAUUCAACUUAAUUCACUUUUCAUUGAAAACCUUAGAGCCCCCUUCCCAGUCUUGGUUGAAUCGAUCCAAACACAUUAUGGACAAGAGUUUUUCUACAAAGUGCAUAACAUUUUAGGAUCUGCUGAUAUUUUGGGUAAUCCAGUGGGUUUAUUCAAAAAUUUGUCAUCUGGAGCAUUUGAUGCAUUCUAUGAACCUUUCCAUGGUUGGUCUAUGACAGAUAGACCACAAGAAUUGGGUAUAGAAUUUGCUAAAGGUGGUGCUAGUUUCUUGAAGAAAUCUGUGUUUGGUUUCUCAGACUCCAUAUCUAAAUUUACUGGAUCGAUAGCAAAAGGACUUACGGUCGUCACUAUGGAUAAAAAGUUCCAGGAAAGACGUCGUAACUUAAGAAAGAAUAAGCCAAAGCAUGCUUUAUAUGGAGUUGCCGCUGGAGCAAAUUCAUUCGUUGAAUCUAUAUCUUCAGGAAUUACUGGUAUAGCUACAGCACCAAUUGAAGGAGCUGUGUCGGGAGGAGUUGAAGGAUUCUUCAAAGGAUUAGGUAAGGGUGUUAUAGGGCUUCCGACCAAGACAGCCAUCGGGUUCUUUGAUUUGGCUUCAAACGUUACUGAAGGUAUCAAAAAUACUACUACCGUAUUUGAUACUGAUGCUUUAGAUAAAGUGAGAUUGUCAAGAUAUAUUUCACACGAUGGUAUUAUGCGCCCAUAUUCUCAACGUGAAGCUCAAGGUCAGUUCUGGUUGAAAAGCAUUGAUGGCGGUAUAUACUUGGAUGAAAUUUACUUGGCACAUUUAUUGCUUACGGGAGAAGAAAUGGCUGUAAUAGUAACAUAUAAGAUGAUAAUCUUGUUUGGUGUUAAUAAUCUUACUACCAAAUGGACUGUUAAAUAUGAUCAAAUUAAAGCUAUCUCCAAGGAAGGAACAGGUAUCAGUAUUGGCUUGAAGAGGAGAGAAGGGCCAUUCAUUCCAAUACCUGAAAAAGCUAAUAGAAAUUUCUUGUAUGAAAAGAUUGUUAUUGCAGUAGGGGAAUUUAACAAGCAUUGUCAAGUUUUCCUUUAG
This is a messenger RNA of Scheffersomyces coipomensis, 9417 nucleotides long. RefSeq names its product membrane morphogenesis protein (gene VPS13). The record is from RefSeq and is a predicted model, not a curated record. Gene Ontology annotation, cellular component: extrinsic component of membrane. NCBI's taxonomy places the organism in Eukaryota, Fungi, Ascomycota, Pichiomycetes, Serinales, Debaryomycetaceae. Gene Ontology annotation, biological process: late endosome to vacuole transport; mitochondrion organization; protein targeting to vacuole. The transcript has a single exon. The coding region runs from base 1 to 9417 and encodes 3138 amino acids.